This is a messenger RNA of Poecilia reticulata (guppy), 3124 nucleotides long. The record is from RefSeq and is a predicted model, not a curated record. Lineage: Eukaryota; Metazoa; Chordata; Actinopteri; Cyprinodontiformes; Poeciliidae.
AUGAACUCGGAGCACACUAAACCGUCUUUUGCUCUCGCCGAGCUCGACUUGGCAUGCAACUGCUGUCCCCUCGCCGUCUCGCUCGCUCCGUCGUCGCUGUUUGACACUGUCAACAAGCAGGUGGAGGUGGCUGUUAUUGUUGACGUCUCUGCGAAGGUUCCAGAAUUCCUCCUUGUCCUGUUUCCUGAUUGCAGUAAGAACACCUCGUCCAAGGAUGGCGUAGCCACUCCGGGAACUCCCAAGUCGAUGCUUUUGUCAGUGCACAUCAAGAGAGAGGGAGAGUCUCCGGUGGUGUCACCCCUGUCAUCUGAAGAUGCCCACCACUCCGACAGAUAUCAGACAUUUUUACGAGUUCGGGCAAACAGGCAAACGAGAUUGAAUGUUAUGGCAUGCUGCCUUAUGUCCUCCUCUUGUUCUCCUCCUCCUCCCUCUCCAWUUUUCUUUGAAUCAUUCUGUCCUCUUUUUAAAAUUCAUCUUUAUUUGUUUUUUGCGGGCCAGCGCGAGGGGGCUCUGGCCGACGAAGACUCYGCAGACAUGGACGGCGAGAACGGGCGGGGCUUCGACGAGUACGAAUGGGCGGGGCAGAAAAGGAUCAGAGCUACGGCCUUAUUGGAGGGAGGCUUCAGAGGAACUGGAUUCGCCACAUGCAGUAUCAAGGAGAGUGCGGCGGACAGCGACGCUGACCUCGACGUGGACGGAGACGACACGUUGGAGUACGGGAAGGCCCAGUACACCGAGGCCGACAUCAUCCCUUGCUCCGGAGCCGGGGAGGACCAAGGAGAAGCCCGGGAGAGGGAGGCGCUACGAGGAGCUGUGCUCAACGGCGGGAUGCCUUCCAACAGAAUAACGCCCGAGUUCUCCAAGUGGGCAAAUGAUGAGAUGCCUUCAACGAGYAACGGGGAGAGCAGCAAAACAGACCCCAGCACUCCUUCAUCAUCAUCUUCCUCCUCCUCAAAUGCUCCACGUACCUGUAAAAACAGCGAGAUCGAAAAGGUGACAGAGGAAGAAUCAACAGCUACCACUAUGGAGGCUCUGAAGGCCCGAAUCCGAGAGUUGGAGAAGCAGAUCCUUCGGGGAGACCGGUACAAGUGUCUCAUCUGCAUGAGAAAGCCUGCUCUCAAGCCAGGCGCAGAGAUCAAGAGCAUAGGGGUGUGGUCGGGCUCCCGGCCACUGGCCAAYGAGGUUGGAGAGAGGCAACCUAAGUCCCUCCCCCUCGGCCUGUACUGCCUGUACAGGGGCCUUGUGAUUGGGGGCUACGGCAGCAGCAUAAAGAGGCUCCUCCCACAACCCCUACGGAGGGACUCGUACACGAUGCCUCUGACGUCCAUCCAGUGCUGGCAUGUCCAUUGUGAAGAGUGCUGGCUCAGGACUCUGGGGAACAAGAAGCUGUGCCCGCAGUGCAAUACCAUCACCUCACCUGGAGACCUGAGGCGUGUCUACUUGUAAAGAGCACAACGGCUGCCUCUUUCAUUUCCUUCACCCUGGAUUCUGCCCUUUGCCCCAUUUGUCACCCUUGGCUUUCUCCUGUGGACUGUUCACCCCCAAACCUCCGAGAGCAUUUAGAGACAAGACAGCAGUCUUUGAGACUCCACUGGCUCUUUCGGGAGGCUGACACUCUGUUGAAGAAGUGACGCAUAGACACUCUCGUUGACUGUCCUAUCGUCCAUUUGCAGAAAGAAAAGAAAAUACGGUGACCUGAAGUCCCAGAUGUUUAACAAAUAGGUUCCACUGAAGGACUUUUGUCAGUGGAGAACCGUUACCCCACCCAUAAAAAAUAAAAAGUCCUGCUGACUCCUGGUAGCUUCACGCUGCUGGGGAUGAACUCCUCGUUCCCGCGCUUCUUUAAAAUUUGACUCCAGCUUGGACCGCAGGAUCAUCGUUGAUGACUUGACAGAAAGCUUCUUUGUUUAAUUUUACUUUUUUAAUCUUUGUUUUUUGGGGGGGGGUUCUGAAAAAGCAAACUCUUUCCUCACAGAACUUUUGCUUAAGUGUUUGGAAAAAAUAAAAAAUUGGACCAGCCAUCAAGAUUGAGCUUUCAACCAAACUGAGAAUACCCCUCCGAAUCUUUCGGAAAAUGAAGUUUGACGCUCCCUGUCCUCCACUUCUUCUUUUCAUUUCUUUUUCCCUUUUUUGUGGUGUUCUAGUGAAGUAAACCAAAAUUUGCCCCCCAUUCCAAAAAGCAGUGCAAGCACAUGUAAUAUAGUUCUAUGUAAGUUUACAAUGUUGGGUGUAAAUGACAUGGAGUUCUCAUACACACUUGUACACGCGAACGACACACACUGAAGUAUACAUUUAAAAUCCCCUUUUUUUUUCUUUUCUUUUUUUUUUUUUUGAGCCAAAAGUCGGUUUGGGAAUAAUGUGUGUGUGGGGGAAAAAAUGGCUGGAAUAAAAAGCCUUCUGUAUUUUUGAAAAGAAAAAAAAAGGAUMAUUUUAAGGUCUGUUGAAGUUUUAUUUGAAUGUACAGGAAUAAAAAGAUAAUAAAAAUAAUAAACUACUCAAGACUAGAUUGUCAAGAUUUUAGGUGGUGUAGUUUUUCUGCAGGUUACCCUGGAAAACUAGAUCAGAACAUAACAGGACAAAUGUUAGUUUUAUUGAGUGGAGAGAUUCCUAUUGCCCAAGCYUUCCUGAAACCAUGCAGAGCAGCCCGAAUGUUCUCUGAACUGAAACAUUUUUUUAGCAUAGCUUCUUCUUUUCGCCAACCAUUUCUUCUUCGUUUUUGUUGGGAUAAUGCCAUGAUCACAUCGUAGUCAGCAGACACUUCUUUUUUUUCUUUUUCUUUUUUUUUUACCCCUACUUGUCUCCAAAAAAAGUUAUUUUUUCUAGUAUUCCCAUAAUGCUGUGCUGCAUAAAAAGGUCCCAAGAAGCAAGUCCAAAGGGCAGUUUUUUUUCUUUUCUUUCCCCUAAGCAGUAACAAAUGAGUAAAGGCUCUUUAAAGGAAAGAUGCCCAAGGCUACACUGGCAAUCUCAACCAACCCAGAGCAUUUUCCCCUUUUCCCUUUACCGCAGCGGCAUCAGCAGCCAAGAUGGUGGUGUGCUUUGUGUUUGUAAAACUAUGUAAUCUGUGAUGUCUGUAUUGUUGUAAGAAAUAUUGGAAAAAAAGAAAAAUAAAACUUCUCAAAUAUCA